AUGGAUAAUUAUUGUUCUCCCCAAUAUGUAGAUUUUACAUCUAAUUUAGAAGAGUUAUCAGACGAUUAUUUUAACAAAGAUCAUGGAAGUGACAAAUCUGAAGAAUGCGUAAAAAUACCAGAAAUCAAAAUAACGUUAUGUGAUGAAAAAGAAUAUUUAUCAAAAAAAAUUGUUGAAGAAACUAAGGAAUCUAUAAUUACCGAAGAAAUUACUGAUGAAAUAGCUAAUGAAGUUGCUGAAAAAACUGCUCAGGAAUUUACUGAAGAAAUUAUUAAAGAAACUACUAAAGAAUCCAUGCAAUUGGAAUGUACACCAAAUGUUGUUACUAGUUUAGAAACUGAAUUAGAUAUUAUCAAGAAUACACCGAUAAAAUUAAUAUAUAGUUCUUGUUCUUCGACUCAGGGUAGUAGUAAAUCUAAACUUGUUCAAAAAGUAACAUACAAUGAUGUCAUGCAAGAAGCUAUAGAAGUCUUACAAAAUUUAGUAAUAACACCAUCAAAUGUAUUCAAAAAGCCAAUGUCGACAAAAAAUGAACCAUCAAAAUGUUUAAUAUCUCAAGAUGAUAAUAAUCAAAUCGACUGCACAUCCAACAAACUAUCUGAUGAAAAAAUACAAAUGUUAUCUACUUCUGAACGCGAAAUUUAUGCAACACCACAAAAAGAUAUGUUUGAUAGUGAUAUAUCGCCAAUAAAUAUAUUGACACAAGCUGAGCAUGAACAAAAAUUAGAUUUGAACAAUUCAACACAAUUAUUAAAUGUCGAUACGCCUAGUGAAAUAAAUCAAUCUAAAUUAUCGAUGGAAAGCAGCAACAGUAAGAAACAGUCGAAAAAAUUAAGUUUUCAAUGUAGAAGACAGAGCCUUAAAAUUCGUAGAAAUUCAAAUAAAUAUAUCAGUUUAGCAGCAGCUGUUCUUCAGUUUCAGAAUAACACUCCGGAACGAUUUCGUACCAAAAGCAUAAGAAAACAAAAAGAAUUGAAGUUGGGCGUAUCAAAAGAUAAUCAAUUGAAAUUAAAAUCUGUUCUGCUAAUAAAGUAUCUAAGGAUAAAAAUGUUCCUUCCACGAUUGGAAACGCUAAGUCAAGAAGAUCUUGUAUAG
Molecule: messenger RNA, 1095 nt
Organism: Polistes dominula (European paper wasp)
Lineage: Eukaryota; Metazoa; Arthropoda; Insecta; Hymenoptera; Vespidae
Source: RefSeq, a predicted model, not a curated record